This is a messenger RNA of Staurois parvus, 348 nucleotides long. NCBI's taxonomy places the organism in Eukaryota, Metazoa, Chordata, Amphibia, Anura, Ranidae. The record is from the annotation of a GenBank genome assembly.
GUGCCCUGAUGAUCAGUGCACAUGUCCCCUCUGAGGGGCGCCGAGUACCGGCUCUGCUCUCCUCUCGAGCUGUCAGCAUGACAGCUCGUGAGGGCACUGAUGAUCAGUGUGGCCCCAGAAGUGCCACCUGUCAGUGUCCAUCAGUGUCAGCUGCCAGUGCUGAACAGUACCACGUGUCAGUGCCACAUCAAUGCCACAUAUCAGUGCCCAUCUGAGCUGCCUUUCAGUGCCAGUCAGUGCCACCUAUCAAUGCCAAUCAGUGCCGCCUAUCAGUGCCAUAUAUUAGUGUUGCCUUUCAGUGCCCAUCAGUGUUUCCUCAUCAGUGCAGCCUAUCAGUGCCCAUCACUG